Messenger RNA from Ostreobium quekettii, 873 nucleotides. The record is from the annotation of a GenBank genome assembly. NCBI's taxonomy places the organism in Eukaryota, Viridiplantae, Chlorophyta, Ulvophyceae, Bryopsidales, Ostreobiaceae.
AUGCAGCCAGCGGGCGCCCAGCCCCCCCAGCCCUCGGGCUCCCCGCCGGGCGACGAGCCCGCUCAGCGCGGCACCGACGCCCAGGGCUUUGCCCAACUGGUGGAGGGCGCCAGCGACGUGCGCGUGGACAUGGCGCGCCUGUCCGCGCUGAUGGGCUGCCUGGACGAGCGGCUGCAGCGGCGCAAGCGGCGGGCGCAGGAGGAGGCGGUGGCGGGGAUGGCCAAGGUGAGGGCGGACGCGGGCGGCGGGAGGCACGCCAGGGCGAGGCGGAGGGCGGAGGGGCUGAUCCGCGGCGUGCGGGAGGCGCAGGCGGAGGUGGACAAUCUGAGCGCGGAGAAGGUGGGGCCGGGUGGUUUGGGUUUCCGGGAUGCGACGGUCGGCACGGUAUUCCGGUACUUCGGUGAAAGGGGCGGGGGGGCCCAAGGUCGGGGACGUGGCGAGUGGUGCGUGGGGCGAAAGGGCAGGCAGGGCGGCCACAGCGGUGCUGUGCGUCGCCCCUGCGUGUCGAUGCGCCCCGCGGGCGGUCCGUUUGUGCUUGUCGUACGCCUGGGCAUGGGCGCUCAACCAGCGGCUGGGUUCGCGUUGGUGUCGGAGGUCCUCUGCGGCUUUGGAUCACAGUAUGGUGUUGGGAGGCGCCGGGCUGCCAGUGAACUGCCUCGCGUUGUCAAACGUGGCCGCGAUCGGAGGUCGAAGCUUUCCAUCCACGGUAGUGCACCAUUGCAGUCGCCGCUCUUGUUCUGUUGGAUUCUGCUUCUCGUACAUGCCUUGUCUGGUGUGGCUACCAGAGGCCAGGAACGUCUCCUCCGCUGCAUCGCGCCCAGUUCAUUGGCAACAUCGUUGACUCUCUCAACCCAAGGGUUGAAUGGGCAGUAG